This is a messenger RNA of Lacerta agilis (Sand lizard), 1981 nucleotides long. It is a transcript of the gene SLC13A2, whose product is annotated as solute carrier family 13 member 2. Gene Ontology annotation, molecular function: transmembrane transporter activity. NCBI's taxonomy places the organism in Eukaryota, Metazoa, Chordata, Lepidosauria, Squamata, Lacertidae. Gene Ontology annotation, biological process: monoatomic anion transmembrane transport. The record is from RefSeq and is a predicted model, not a curated record. The transcript is spliced from 12 exons. The coding region runs from base 95 to 1828 and encodes 577 amino acids. Gene Ontology annotation, cellular component: membrane.
GGUCGGCCGCCAGGUGCCCCGGAGCCUUUAUAAAGCCCCGGAGGCGAGAUCGAGAGCUCCUUUCGGCCCCGAGCAGGCACCGUCCCCCAUCAUCAUGUGGAGGGAGAUUCUGGCGCACAGGAACUACCUGAUCGUCCUGCUGACCCCCUUCCUCUUUCUCCCCCUGCCCCUGCUCCUGCCUUACAAGGAAGCGCAAUGCGGCUACACCAUCAUCCUGAUGGCGCUCUUCUGGUGCACAGAGGCUCUGCCCUUGGCCGUCACUGCUCUGCUGCCCGUCAUCCUCUUCCCGCUCAUGGGCAUCAUGGACUCCACCACGGUGUGCAUGGAGUACCUGAAGGACACCAACAUGCUCUUCAUCGGGGGGCUGCUGGUGGCCAUCGCAGUGGAACACUGGGACCUGCACAAGCGCAUCGCCCUCCGCGUCCUGCUGCUCAUCGGGGUCCGGCCAGGCCUGCUCCUGAUGGGCUUCAUGGGUGUCACCGCCUUCCUCUCCAUGUGGAUCAGCAACACGGCCACCACCGCCAUGAUGGUGCCCAUCGCCCAGGCCGUCCUGGAGCAGCUGCACAGAUCCGAGCUGGAGCGGCUGCAGGCCAAGGAGGCCGUGGCCAAGAAGGGGACCGUCAAUGGAGGCUUUGAGCUGCAGGAGACCGUCCACCAGCAAGUAAACGGGCACGUAGUGACUGUGGAGAAGGAGAAAGUGUCCUGCGAGCAGCAGCAGCUGGAGAAGAAGCACCUGACCUUCUGCAAGGGAAUGAGCCUCGCGGUGUGUUACGCGGCCAGCAUUGGGGGGAUCGCCACCCUGACGGGGACCACGCCCAACCUGGUGAUGAAGGGGCAGAUGGACGACCUCUUCCCCGACAACGGCAACGUGGUCAACUUUGCCUCGUGGUUCAGCUUCGCUUUCCCCACCAUGGUGGUCCUGCUGAUCCUCUCCUGGGUCUGGCUGCUGCUGAUGUUCCUGGGCGUGGACUUCCGGAAGAACUUUGGGUGCGGCAUCAAUGAUUCGGAGAAGGCGGCCUCUAAGAUGGCCUACCGCAUCAUCAAGAACCAGCACCAGGCGCUGGGGCCCAUGAAGUUCUCCGAAAUCACCGUCCUGGUCCUCUUCAUCAUCCUGGUGCUCCUCUGGUUCACCCGGGAGCCGGGCUUCAUGCCGGGAUGGGCGAGUGCUGCCUUCUCCAAGGACGGGGAGAGCUACGUCACUGAUGCCACAGUGGUCAUCUUCAUUUCGAUGCUGCUGUUCCUCAUCCCCUCGGAGGUGCCCAGAUGCCGAACCCCAACAGGAGGGCAGAUCCGGGUGACCCCGGCCCUCCUGGACUGGCCAACUGUCAAUCAGAAGAUGCCCUGGAACAUCGUCAUCCUCUUGGGAGGAGGCUUUGCCUUGGCCAAAGGCAGUGAGGCGUCUGGCCUGUCCAAAUGGCUGGGGAGCAAGCUGACCCCCCUGGAGACCAUCCCUCACCCGGCCAUCGCCUUUGUGCUCUGCCUGCUGGUUGCCGUCUUCACCGAGUGCGCCAGCAACGUGGCCACCACCACCCUCUUCCUGCCCAUCCUGGCUUCCAUGGCUCAGGCCAUCUGCCUCAACCCCCUCUACGUGAUGCUGCCUUGCACCCUCUCCGCCUCGCUGGCCUUCAUGCUCCCGGUGGCCACCCCUCCCAACGCCAUCGUCUUCUCCUACGGGCAGCUGCGCGUCAUAGACAUGGUCAAAGCUGGCUGCAUGCUGAACUUACUGGGGGUCUUGACCAUCACCCUGGCCAUCAACACCUGGGGCUUCCCCCUCUUUGACCUCCACAAUUUCCCAAACUGGGCAAACGGCACCGCAAGUCAAUGCUGAGCCCAGGGAAGCGACUCUCUCUCAGAUGCGCUUUGGAUCCUCGAGUGGCAACUCCUACGCUCCGCUGAGGGACCGGCUCGCUUGGGGGGCCAUGGAGGUGCAAACUCAGCCUUCCCAGGCCGGCAGCAGCAGCAGCAGCAGCUGCGGAUGGGG